CCCCGCAGCCCCACGGAAGCGGCGACAUCUCCCGGCUCGGCCCCCGCCACCCGCGCCGGCUCCGCAGCUCCCAUUGGUCGGGACCUGUGGCCAAUGGGCGCGGCGGGGGGCGGGGCCUGCGGGCGGAAGCAGCGGCAGCGCGCAAAGCCACCUGGCCUUCGCGCCGCCUGGCACCCGGAGGGAGGUAGCUCCGCUGCGGGGGAGCUGCCCGAGGAGUCUCAGCACCUCCCCCUGUUCGAGUCUCUCCCCUUGGCACAGGGGCAGCUGGCCCAGCAGCAGGUGCUGCUAACGCUGACUCAGCCGUGACAGAGCUGCUCUACCGACCCGGCUCUGUGAAUGAAGAGAAAGAGGUGGCGGGAUCAGGCAUGAAGCCACUGCUGAGGGGACUUGUGGCGCCCUCGCUGUGCUUGGAGAGGAAGAGUUUCCCAGCCCGCUCCCCGUACCAGCCUCCAUCCAGGACAUUCUGCAGGAAGGGAGUGGGGCUGCUGCGAUUUUCGCCUAAUCCUCAGGGCCGUGCAAGGUGCUGAGGGUGGCGUCUGUGGUUGAGGGGCAGGAUCCGUUGUGGGGGCCGAGGUUUGCGCUGCCCUCGUCCUGCCCGCCCAGGAGGAGGGAGGUGUGAGGGCUGGGCCUGGCCUGGUGCUGAUCUAAGAAGGGUGUGCCCAUAGCAUCCUUGGGCCUGGUUCUCGCCUCGGCCCCCGAGGAGGCAUCAGUGUCGCUCCCUGCCACGAUGAAGCUGCUGCGGCUCCUGUGCCGCCACAAGACAGCGCUGGGCCUGGGUGGCCUGGCGCUCUUCGCUGUGGUCCUGCUCUACCUGGCCAAGUGCACCUCAGAGAGCCUCAGGCCCUUGCCAGGUCGGGGUCUGCCCCACAACCAGGCACCGCAGCCACCCCGCGGUGGAGUGGGAGCUGGGCCUCCCCUACCGGCAGCCCUGCUACCCCCUGAGGAGACGGCUUUCCUGGCUGUCCUCAUUGCCAGCGGCCCCAAGUAUACAGAGCGCCGCAGUAUCAUCCGCAGCACCUGGCUCUCGAUGGCUGGCCGGCCCCCUCAGGAUGACAUCUGGUGUCGUUUCGUGAUAGGCACAGGCAGCCUGGCUGAGGAGGAGCUUCACAGCUUAGAGUUGGAGCAGAGCCGUCACCGGGACCUGCUGUUGCUGCCUGAGCUUCGUGAUUCCUACGAGAACCUGACUGCCAAGGUCCUGGCAAUGUAUGUCUGGCUUGAUCUGCACUUGGAUUUCCGUUUUGUCCUCAAGGCUGAUGAUGACACCUUUGUACGCCUGGACGUACUUGUGGAAGAGCUGAGGGCCAAGGAGCCACGUCGUCUCUACUGGGGUUUCUUUUCUGGCCGUGGUCGAGUGAAGUCAGGUGGCAAAUGGAAAGAGAGCACCUGGCUCCUAUGUGACUACUAUUUGCCUUACGCCCUAGGUGGUGGCUAUGUGCUUUCUGCAGACCUGGUGCAUUACCUGCGACUCAGCCAAGACUAUUUCAACAUGUGGCAGAGUGAAGAUGUGUCUCUGGGUGCUUGGUUGGCUCCUGUUGAUGUGAAGAGGGUGCAUGACCCACGUUUUGACACUGAAUACAAGUCACGGGGCUGCAACAAUAAGUAUAUUGUCACUCACAAGCAGAGCAUUGAGGACAUGUUAGAGAAGCAUCAGACUUUGGCCAAGGAAGGGAAGCUCUGCAAGGAGGAGGUUAAGCUCAGGCUAUCCUACAUGUAUGACUGGGGAGUGCCUCCUUCACAGUGUUGCCAAAGGAAAGAUGGCAUCCCCUGAAAGUUUUGGAAAAAGGAAGGGCAAAGUAUCAAAGGGGAACUCUCUGGGCUGGAUCAGUGUCAUAUUGGGACACCCCCGUAUGUAAGGCUUAAAAAUUAUUCUGAGACUUUUUUUGCACGAUUCAUGUAUCAAGACCUGUGUGCAGGACCAACAUAGCACCAUAAUGCAUAAAAGCUACUGAAGUGCUGUGGUUUGUCUACGGAGACACAAAAUACAGGAAUAAAGGGGAAAAGUGAGGGAAAGGUUACGUGAUGGAACUUAGUGCAAAGGGAGGGAAAAGCAAACUUUUUUUUUUAAAUAACUUGGAUGAAGUGCAGGUUGGAAGAUGUGUCCCAGAUUCCAAAGUUUGUUUGUUUAAGAACAUGUCAUGCCUUCACUCCAUCCCUGAGAUUGUGAAAAUAAUGUCUGCUGUUUAAUUUUUGCAGGGAAAAAGUGCCAUUUUGGCCAACCAUAUUUGGCAAGUUUUGAAGACUGUAAUAAAGAGAGAGCAAAUCAGUUGCUAGUGCCAGUGGAAGCAGGUGGCUGGUUAGAACCACUGGCCUGGCAUCUAAAUGAAGGGAAGCAUUUUCCAGAUAUUUGCACUAGUUACUUUAUACUCUCGCUGAGGGAGGGGAGGGUGUGUCCAGUCUUUGGAAAGUGUUCUGAUUUAAUUAGAAUAGGUCAUGGGUAAUAUCCCUGAAUUUAAAUCUUCAAUCAUUUUUUUUUAAAUGGUUUAUGAUGUAUUACGUAACCUGGAUUAUCUGGCAGCUACUAAAUAGGUCUGUAUUUGGAAAAGCGUAUGUUGUUAUGCCAUAUUGCAGUAUUAGGAUAGGUUCUCAACUAUCUUGAUUUGGAAGUAAACAUUUAUGCUACAAACCUAGCACUCAGUUAUUGGGAUUAGAAGCUGUGCUUGUAUUCUCCAAGUGCAUUGUGUACAAAGAAAUCUUAAUUUCCUAAUUUUUACAAAAAAUGAUCACACUGAGAAGUAUAUGAUCUAAUUAUGCAAACAAUAGGACUAUUUACAUCAGUAAGGAUUACCUAUGUGAGUAAGAGUUACCUGGAACGUCUCAAAUUGGAAGUACAAAUCUUUAUCAAGUUAUCUGGACUAGAUUUUUAAAGUAAAGUAAUAAUUCUGUGUUUAAAAAAAAAAUAAUCUGAGGAAUAGGUUAUUUUAGUUGCUAAUAUGGUAUGUAAAUGACUGGAAUUUAUUUUUUCUACACUACAAACGAAUCCAUUGCUGACAAGGGUUGUCGGGCAUGUUUGGUGUUUAAUUGAGAGUAUAAAUGGGCCACUUUUAGCACAGUGACAGAAUGCAUUACACUCUCAAAUAAUUCUAGCACGUUUUCCGCGCAGACUUUUAGUUGUGUGUCUCUGAAUAAUCCUGACAUCCCGUAAUGGUGUUGAAAAUGGUUCCAUCUGUGCACACAAUUACACCUUUGUCCACACUGGUUCUGAAAACCCUUGUCAGCAACAGAUCUCUUUUCUAGUAAAGACACAGCUUUAAAGUUGAUGCCUUCAGGCUUUCUUAUGGUUUGUUGCAUAGUGCACUUUCAUACUAUUAUUAUUUCUUUCACUGGACGGUACACCUCUUUCUCUUACCUGUGGAGGGAGACUUCAACUUUAAAUAAUAAGAGUUGGUACUGACAUCGUAACAUUUUUGCUUUUCAGACCUGAUUUAGUAAUUUAUUCCAAAGGAAUCAAGUGAAUUUAUUUUCUCAAUUAAAAUCCAUUUCUUCUAUCUAGUUUUAAACAAUUUCUUGAGAGGAUUAAGUGGAAAAAAAACUCUUUUGGAAAGCAGGGCUAUGGAGCUAUGCUCUGGCUCCGCUCCAGCGCCAGGCAAAAACCUGCAGCUCCACUGCUCCAGAGCUGCUCCACGCUCCAGCUCCAGACUCCGCUCCAAAGCCCUGUUGGAAAGGAAAAUAACUCCUUAUUUACAUUAAGUAAUUCAACAAUACAGUCUGUGACUUUCCUUCUAAAAACAAAAUUAAUUAAUGAAGACAUUGAAAAAGUAACUUAUUUAAUCUGAUGCGUCUAGUCUUUUGUACUUUGACGUAGUGACACUUACUGAAGAUGUGCCCUUCAGUGGAAUAUAUUCCUGCAGAACAAAAAGUUUAAGACUUCACCCGGUUGCAAGAAAUUAAAUUGGUUUCAGUAAUA
Molecule: messenger RNA, 3904 nt
Organism: Mauremys reevesii (Reeves's turtle)
Lineage: Eukaryota; Metazoa; Chordata; Testudines; Geoemydidae
Gene: B3GALT6
Product: beta-1,3-galactosyltransferase 6
Exons: 2
Coding region: 728-1768 (346 amino acids)
Biological process (GO): glycosaminoglycan biosynthetic process
Cellular component (GO): membrane
Molecular function (GO): UDP-galactosyltransferase activity
Source: RefSeq, a predicted model, not a curated record